This is a messenger RNA of Microthlaspi erraticum, 519 nucleotides long. The record is from the annotation of a GenBank genome assembly. Lineage: Eukaryota; Viridiplantae; Streptophyta; Magnoliopsida; Brassicales; Brassicaceae.
AUGUUCGCCGUAGCUGUAUGGUGGGCAUGGAAGUGGAGAUAUAAUGAUGUGUUUGGGGAUAACACACUGUGGAGAAACAGCGUGAAGUUUCGAAAAGACUAUGUGAAGGGCGUGCACUCAGUCACAAUGGGCGGUGGAAGAACAGGGGUAGUGCAUAGAGUGGAGCGAGAGAUCUUGUGGUUACCACCUCUAGUGUCAUGGAUGAAACUGAAUAUUGAUAGUGCUUCACAUGGGAACCCGGGGUUAGCGACAGCUGGAGGGGCCAUUCAGAACGGGUAUGGUCAAUGGUGUGGUGGUUUUGCUCUUAACAUUGGGCGUUGCACUGCUCCUGUUGCGGAGUUAUGGGGAGUAUACUAUAGCUUGUGCAUUGCUUGGAAGAGAGGCAUUACAAGUCUGAAAGUGGAGAUAGAUUCUUUAAUGGUUGUGGGAUUUCUUAUGACAGGGAUUUGCGACACACAUCCACUGUUAUUCCUGGUACAUAUGUGUCAUGGCUUGCUUGUAAAGAACUGGAAAGUCUAA